This is a messenger RNA of Oreochromis aureus, 2806 nucleotides long. RefSeq names its product mediator complex subunit 25 (gene med25). The record is from RefSeq and is a predicted model, not a curated record. Bases 139 to 2364 code for a protein of 741 amino acids. Gene Ontology annotation, cellular component: mediator complex; transcription regulator complex. The transcript has 20 exons. Gene Ontology annotation, biological process: positive regulation of transcription by RNA polymerase II. NCBI's taxonomy places the organism in Eukaryota, Metazoa, Chordata, Actinopteri, Cichliformes, Cichlidae.
GUGUCGUUUCGUCACUUCCGUCAAAAAUACAACAAAUGCUCAGGCUAACUGUGCUGUGUAGUUCAAGUUAAUUUUUAAAGUUAUAGUUUGGUCCAACCGGUUCAGCGGUUCGUCGGACAGCCACAGUCCAUCAGAUCUAUGGUGGCAGGUUCGGCACUCAUGGAGCCAUCCAGUAAACCUGGGCCCAACCAGGUGGCUGAUGUGGUGUUUGUCAUUGAAGGGACAGCGAACCUUGGACCAUACUUUGAAUCUUUAAGAAAAAAUUACAUACUUCCAGCUAUUGAGUAUUUUAAUGGAGGGCCUCCAGCAGAAACAGAUUUUGGUGGAGAUUACGGGGGCACACAGUAUGGCCUUGUGGUCUUCAACACAGUGGACUGUGCUCCGGAGUCAUAUGUCCAGUGUCACGCGCCAACCAGCUCAGCCUUCGAAUUUGUCUCCUGGAUCGACAACAUCCAGUUUAUGGGAGGUGGAGCAGAAAGCUGCAGUCUGAUUGCAGAGGGACUUUCUGUGGCCUUGCAGCUUUUCGAUGACUUUAAGAAAAUGAGGGAGCAGAUAGGUCAGACCCACAAAGUGUGCGUGCUGCUGUGUAAUUCCCCUCCUUACCUGCUUCCUGCUGUGGAGAGUGUCAGCUACACUGGCUGCACAGCAGACAGCCUGGUCAAAAUCAUCAGAGAUAGAGGAAUUCAUUUCUCUGUUGUGGCUCCUCGGAAGCUGCCCCCUCUAAGGGCUUUGUUUGAACGUGCGUCACCAGUAGGGGGGGCAGUUGAAUCUCUUCCUGACUACAGUCAAGAUCCCUUCCACAUGGUCCUAGUCAGAGGCAUCUCGCUUCCUGUUUCUGCAGGUGGAGGACCCGGGCCGCACAAACCUGUCAUCCCUCCUCCGGUGUUGGCUAGUAGUCAGCCUGUUGUUGGAACUCCACAGCCCCCUCCACCAAUAAACACAACCCCUCCUUAUCAGAAUACGCCUCUGACUCCUGCUCAGGUGGCUGCACAGAUGGUCAUGGAGGCAGCCAACAGCCAGAAGAAUCGCUUCCCAGGAAUGGGCCAAGGGCCUCCAUUUCCCAGUCACCCUGUAGGGAAGCCCAUUCAGCCGAGCUUAUCAACAGUGAGUACGGUAAAUACGCCAAUCCAACCAGUUACUCCCAAUCAGCAGCCAGUCCCACCCCCAGGACAGCCAGUGCCCAGCCAGCCGCCACAGCCACUCCCUCAGCAGCCACAACCCUCUGGAAAUCAGACCACGCAACCAUCUGCACCGCCCACUAUGCCUGGAAGUCAAGUCAAUCCAAACCCAAUUACACAAGGACAAGGUGUCACCAAUAAAGUAGUGGCCUGGACUGGCGUUCUUGAGUGGCAAGAGAAACCUAAAGCCUCAUCCAUGGAUUCGGCCACCAAGCUGACGCGAUCCCUGCCAUGUCAGGUGCACGUCAACCCAGGAGAAAAUCUAAACACAGACCAGUGGCCACAGAAGCUCAUUAUGCAGCUAAUUCCACAGCAGUUGCUGACAACCUUAGGUCACCUCUUCAGAAACUCUCGGAUGGUUCAGUUUCUCUUCACGAACAAAGACGUGGAGUCGCUGAAAGGCCUGUACCGCAUUAUGGCCAAUGGUUUUGCUGGCUGCGUCCACUUCCCCCACACUACCUCGCCCUGUGAAGUGCGGGUGCUGAUGCUGCUUUACUCAUCCAAGAAGAGAAUAUUCAUGGGCCUCAUCCCCAACGACCAGAGUGGCUUCGUCAACGGCAUCCGGCAGGUCAUCACCAGCCACAAACAGGUCCAGCAGCACAGAGCGUUGAACAGUGCAGCAGGACCAAUGCAGCCCAAUCAGGUCCCCCCCAACCAGAACUUCAUCAACAGAGCCCCAGGUCCUAUUCCAGUUUCCCACGGCAAUGUCCAGCAGCAGUCUGUGGUGGUGGGCAUGCCCCCUGUUAGUCAGGUCUCUAUGAUGGAGGAGCAACAGAGACAGAACAACAUGAUGACAAUGAGAGCUGCUGGACCAACCAAUCAACAGCCGCCCGUCAGUGGCGCUCCACCUAAUCAAGUUCCGACUAGCGGACAAGCCCCGCCCCAGGGUCCCAUCCUUCGCCUCACAAAUCCAGGAGCCAAUCCACAGCUUCGCAGUCUCCUUCUCAGCCAACAGCAGCCACAGGGUGGGGUGUCUCACAUGCCGGGCAUGAUGUCUCACCAAGGUUUGGGACAACAGAUGGUCCACCAGGCCCCAGGAGGGGGGGCUCAAAUGCAGAGCCAGUGGAGGCAACCCAUGGCAGGUCAGAUGAUGAUGUCUGGAGCUCAGAGAGGAGCCGUCCCGCAGCCCGGGAUGCCACAGGUCUCGAGCAUGAUGGAGGAUGAAGUCCUCAUGGAUCUUAUCUGAUGGAACUAGGCUUUCAAUUUGAAUCUGGGCAGCCAUUUUCCAGUUUCGACACAUAUGUCUGCUUUGUCGCUUUAAUCCUACAAAUGUUCAACGUAAUUAGGAAACAAGUCAUAAGCAGUUUUUUUUUUUUUUUUUUUUUUUUACAGGACUGAGUAGCUGAAGUUAAUUAGGGGCAGGCAAUGUGAGCAUUAGUUUUUCAUGUAAAUGUUCAAACCAUCAGCACGCUAAUCCUCCAUACUACACACAGGAUGGAGCAAGCAAUCAUGAUUCUAGAAAUGAUACUAAGUUUUAUCAUGGAAUGGAAACCUGUGUUAUUUCUUUCUUUUUUUUUUUUUUUUUUUUAAAUUAAGAUUUUACUUUUUCUGCUCAUUUCUUCUUCUUUUUUUUAAUUAUUGAUCAUGUUGUUUUAUGCAGAUGAAAUAAAGGUAAACAUCGUAUAAGA